This is a messenger RNA of Exophiala mesophila, 1587 nucleotides long. RefSeq lists its product as uncharacterized. Lineage: Eukaryota; Fungi; Ascomycota; Eurotiomycetes; Chaetothyriales; Herpotrichiellaceae. Gene Ontology annotation, biological process: DNA-templated transcription. Gene Ontology annotation, molecular function: DNA binding; DNA-directed RNA polymerase activity. Bases 110 to 826 code for a protein of 238 amino acids. Gene Ontology annotation, cellular component: RNA polymerase I complex; RNA polymerase II, core complex; RNA polymerase III complex. The record is from RefSeq and is a predicted model, not a curated record. The transcript is spliced from 3 exons.
CUUUUGUCUUGCGACUCUGGCCAGGUUGGGUGACUUUGUCUCUUCGCAUACGCCCAAAUCUCCUUGAUAUACUCCAUCCUAUCCAUCUCGCCCUUGUCCUCCCCAUAGUAUGGAUCUCGAAGAGCGACCUAGAUUGUCCGCCGAGGCAGAAAGAGAAGUCACCAGACUCUGGCGAACAUGGCGGACGGUGCUGGAGAUGUUACUAGACAGGGGCUACAACAUCGCUAGCUCCGAACUCACCAUCUCGCGCGACGAGUUCCAGCGCAAGUUUGGCGACCAGCAGACCGGACAUGCAGAACGACGCCUGAUGAAACUCCAAGCCUACCCAACUCCUGAGAUGAUUGCGCGAGACACACCACGACGGACCAAGGCCAACCCCGAGCCACAGACGACAGCAGGCCCCAUCUGGGUCGAAUUCAGCCCCGAGACGACCAUCGGUAUCAAACAUCUGCGGGCCUUUGCUCAGCAUCUCGACAGCAACAAGAUGACAACAGGAAUCUUCAUCACCAUUGGCCCCGUCACAGCUGCUGCUCUGCGCGCCUUUGAACCUUUAGCAGAACGCGGCAUCACCGCCGAACAUUUCCAAGAACAGGACCUUCUGGUCAACAUCACCAGACACGAACUGGUGCCCAAACACGUGUUACUGAGCGCCGAGGAGAAGAAAGUGCUUUUGGAUCGUUACCGCCUGAAAGAGACGCAGUUGCCCCGCAUUCAGUUCCACGACCCGGUCUCGCGGUACUUGGGUCUCAAACGUGGAAACGUGGUCAAGAUUAUCCGGAAGAGUGAAACUGCCGGUCGAUAUGCCAGUUAUCGGUGGGUUUUUUGAAAUGGCGGACUGUGUCGGAAGACCCGUAUAUGGAUCAUGCAAUAAAAACAGACACAAACACACACAAACUAUUACCUGUUAUCAUCAUCAGCGAGGCGUCCGGGGGAUGUCGGCGGUAGUGGUCUAAAAAGAAUAUCUGUCUGAGUAUGGGGAUCCGAAACAAUCACAGAAUUUCAAAUCAUGCCAUAUGAUGUUCGUUACUGGACAAGGUCUGGCAGCGCCGAUAUGGAAACUCACGAGGGCUUCAGUCAUGGGCAUUUCUGUAUGAAUGCGUUGACGCGACGACCGCCUGGGCAAGACUGCAGUUUCAGGACUGAGUCUCUCUUCUCGAGUGGUAGUACAAUACCCCUGGCCAAGUCUAUCAUCUCCUCCGUCCCAUCUGUAUGGACGGAGACGGAAAACAGGGAAAGGAACAUGCGGUUAGAGGCACGAACGGGUGUUCACCAUGGCUGAUCCUCCGGACUCUAAUGUCAAUGUGGACUCGGCAAAAGACCGAGCCGAACGCUACAAGGAAACCAUUGGGCCAGUCAAAAAGAAGAGACCUCUUUUGAUCCUCUCACACAUCCAUGUCGGGGCGGAGAGGAGAGAGAGAAAUCGAGAGAUGAGAGAUCUGACCUAUCCUAACUAGUAUCUGAUGAUGCGCCAGUCGCUAUGCCAACCAUCGCACGUUUCCUCCAUGACUUCAUUCAUACCUUCAUGCCCUCAUGUCUGAUGCUCUGGCUAUUCACCGUGCUUUUGGUACUGUUUUUAUAAGAAGCCCU